AUGUCUCUGUAUACUCCCACGGGAGCCAAGGCCAAGCGUCGCACUCCUGGAGGCGCUGCAGAGAUCUCAGGCGGGCGCUCCACCCCACGCCCCAAUGGCGCCGCCGGCUCCUCACACCACCUCAACGCCAUAGGCUCUUCCGCCUCUCCUCAUCACCACCACGGCAACGCUACAGCCACUGCAGCUGAUUUGAGCGACGAGCAGCGCCAGGAGAUCAAGGAGGCGUUCGAGCUCUUUGACACCGAUAAGGAUGGAGCGGUGGAUUACCAUGAGCUUAAAGUCGCGAUGCGCGCGUUGGGCUUCGAUCUCAAGAAGGCAGAAGUGCUCAAGCUGCUGAGGGAAUAUGACCGCAGGGGGGAAGGAUUGAUGGAGUGGGAAGACUUCUCAAAGAUCAUGGGUGACAGGAUAGCUGCUCGCGACCCGUUGGAAGAAAUCAGACGGGCGUUUGCACUCUUCGACGAUGACAAUACAGGCAAAAUUUCGGUCAAGAACCUGCGCAGGGUGGCUAAAGAGCUUGGGGAGCAGCUGGACGAGGAUGAGUUACAAGCGAUGAUCGAUGAAUUUGAUCUGGACCAGGAUGGUGAGAUCAAUGAGCAAGAGUUCAUCCAGAUCAUGAUGGAUGAGGGAUAG
Messenger RNA from Microstroma glucosiphilum, 630 nucleotides. RefSeq names its product putative CDC31-spindle pole body component, centrin. The coding region runs from base 1 to 630 and encodes 209 amino acids. NCBI's taxonomy places the organism in Eukaryota, Fungi, Basidiomycota, Exobasidiomycetes, Microstromatales, Microstromataceae. The record is from RefSeq and is a predicted model, not a curated record. Gene Ontology annotation, molecular function: calcium ion binding; microtubule binding. The transcript has 3 exons. Gene Ontology annotation, biological process: spindle pole body duplication. Gene Ontology annotation, cellular component: half bridge of spindle pole body; mitotic spindle pole body.